CCGUUUGCGUCACGAUACCGAAACAUACGGAAGUUCCUCAGAACUUGUCAACAAGAGAGGCCGACUGACAUGGUGAAGUCUUCCUGAACAGAAUGUCCUAAAAUGACACCUCUCUAUCAUUUUUAAACAGUUUUAAGUCUUCUUUUUUUAAAUACUUUGUGAUGUGGAGGAGAAGCACUACCAUAAUGAAAGUCUCUUCCAACCUCUGUGCCCUCUUGGUUUUCAUCAUAACAGCAUGCAGCCGCUUUGAAUAUGCCCUUUGUGCUGUUCGCUGUGGCCACACACUUCCAGUGUUGGACAGCAAAGUGGGGGAGAUCAAGAGUUCAUCUUACUACAGCUGGUCCUAUAGCUUUGGCUCCACUUACGACUGCUGGAUCAUCAAAGGCAUGGAAGGAGAGCCUAUUGUUUUCAGUUUUUCACAGUUUUCGGCACGGUGUAGAAAAGAAUGGGUGUCUUUGGAAUCAUCGUCAGGUGGCGAGCCAAUUGUUCUUUGUGGCUCCAAACUGCCAGAGCCUAUUGAACUCCCUGGUGGAAAUAUCACAGUGGUGCACCACUUUCUCCCACAUCUGUACCCUGUGUCAUCAUUUCUGCUGAACUACGCUAGAGGCUCAGCUCCAUGCCCAGUGACUUCUAUUGAAUGCGCGACAGGGAGGUGCCUCCCCCUCUCCUGGCGCUGUAAUGGCCGGGUGGAGUGUCUCAACGAUGGCCCUGAAGUUGCCACAGAUGAAAAGGACUGUGAUCUAGAAGAAACAACCUCAGAUUCCCCAAAAUAUGACAGCACGCUGGCUAAAGAAUCCAAAGAGACGCAUACAGAGGGGUACCACAGGGAACCUGCUGUGACGCCUGCGCCUAUUGAGUGGCCCUGUGGAGGCCUCCUCCAGACCUUCUAUGGAACCUUCUUGCCUCCUGCCAGUCGGGGUCGUGCGCUGCAUUGUGUCUGGACCCUGAACCCUGAGGACACCAGGCCGCUCAGACUGGAUUUGCAGCAGUUGGUGCUUGGGGCUCGGGAUAAAAUCACGGUCUAUAAUGGAGAACAAGGCAAUGGAGAUGUUCUCAAAGUGAUAACCAGCACCUCAAAUUACAAAUCAGUCCAAGUUGAGUCGCAUACUGGCCUGCUGUCACUGAAGUAUGACACGGUUUUUGGCUCGGAGGGGAGUGGCUUCAAUGCCACGUUCCAUGUUGGGAGCUACUGCCCCCCAUGGGAAGGUCGAUGUGGGGGAGCAGCAGGGGGGUGCUUUACCCAGGAGCAGCGCUGCGAUGGCAAAUGGGACUGUCCCGAGACCGGGAAGGAUGAAGAAGGAUGCAAGGGCUGCAGUCGGAACCAGUUUGCCUGUGGCUUGACGGGACAGAGGACGCUCACAUCCAGCCGUUUUCCUGGGAAGCCAGUGUGUUACCCAGCGUCAGAGAGAUGUAACUACCAGCUGUACUGCAAUGAUGGCAGCGAUGAAAAGGACUGCAGCCUGUGCCAGCCAGGGACCUUUCACUGUGACAGCGACAGGUGUGUGUUUGAGAGCUGGCGCUGCGACGGCCAGGUGGACUGUAAGGACGGCACCGAUGAGCUCAACUGCACCGUCACCCUGCCUCGCAAGGUCAUCACCGCGGCAACAGUGGGCAGCCUGGUCUGUGGACUCCUGCUCGUCAUCGCCAUGGGCUGCACCUGCAAACUCUACUCACUCAGGACCAGGGAGUACAGCAUGUUUGCUCCCAUCAGCCGCCAGGAAGCAGAACUCAUCCAGCAGCAGGCUCCCCCUUCCUAUGGUCAGCUGAUUGCUCAGGGAAUCAUCCCCCCAGUGGAGGACUUCCCCACAGAAAACCCCAACGAGACCUCGUCUCUGUCUUUGAGGGGAAUUCUCCAGCUGCUUCGCCAGGAUGCCAACAGCUCCCCGCACCGCAGACGCAGGCCCCGCUUCGUCCGACGGGCGGUUCGCCGCAUGAGGAGGUGGGGCUUAAUCCCCCGGCCGGCCUCCAGGCCCACCCAGGCCUCCAGCUCCAGCCAGCAGCAGGACGCUGCGCCUGCCAGCCAGGAUCCGGCUCAGUCCACUCCUACCAGGUCUUCCUCGGGCGUGGAGGCGGUGAACCAGCCGGUGCCGCAGAAGCUCGGCUUGUUGGUCCAAUCAGAGCAGCGGCAGCAGGGGGCGGCGCUUCCUGUGCUGCAGUUCCCCCCACCACCACCUGUCGCCUCGCCCCCUCCCCCUCCGUACGCCCCGCCAGCCCCUCCCCCGGCCACCCCCCACACUCCCCCUGUAGCCGUCCCUCCCAGCAGCCCCUCUCUGGCCUCCAUCUUCCACUCGCUGGGCCUCAGCAUCUCCCUGUUCAGAGCCUCGCCCUCCUCCUCCUCCACCAACUCCAUGGCCCUGUCCUCCUCUUCUUUCUCUCUCUCCUCGUCGUCUUCAGAUGACGAGGUGCUGCUUAUCCCCCUGUCAGAAGACACCACUUCAGAGGAUGACGUUCCCAUGCUCACCUGAACUCGCUCCCCCUCCCCCUCCCCCUCUUUAUGUCCUCUACUCACUAAUAACUGGAACCCAGUCUUUCCACAUUUGUUUGAACUUCAGCACACGAGCCUCACCUCACAGCGAGACUCACCGUGCAUGUCUGGUGCCUUUUUAAAAUUGCUUUGAGUUGGAUUAGUUAAUUUAUGGAAUCAGGCAUUUGACAUUUGUUUUAAGACCUUUUUUGUUUUAAAGAGAAACAGUUUAAGCUUCAGACAAAAAGCAUGACUGAUGUAUGUUGAAGAGUUCAGUGUAAGGGAGUUUUGGAGGCAUUUUUAAUUAUUGCUGGGCUGCACACUGAAGACGAACCUUUGCACAAAAGAAUCUUCCCUAUCCAGAUACUGAGACAGACGACUGUCACGGUGAAUGAUCAAAGUUUUUAUGGAGGAAAUUAUUGUGUGACUGCAAACGUGUGAAUGCUUUCAGGUUCUGGUCUUACACAGAAGGGUGUGUAUGUGUGUGUGUGUGUGUGUGUUGCGUCUAGUCUCAAGUUUGAUCACAGAUACUGAGAAGAGAAAAUCAAUUACCCCUGUUUAAGUGCCUUGUGACGAGUUUCCUGUAGAUGUCUGGAGGCGAUUGCAAUGAUUCCCAACGUACGCCGCACACAAAAACACACGGAGGCACGCUUUCCUCGCGUCACCGCGCAUCGACACACCCAAGACUUGAUUGUAAGAUAAGAGAGAAGAAGAUGCAUGUCUAGUCUGCAAGCUGGCAAUAACUAUGUGGGACCCGUGUUACUGCAUUGAUCGCGAUCAAACUCCAUCUUUGUGUGUGCACGUACAUAUGUACACCUCCCAAAUGAAUGUAUGUAAUCUACAGAAGCAAAUGUGUCAAAUGACAAUCUACUUGGUGCCUGACUUUGUGUGUGUGUGUGUGUGUGUGUGUGUGUGUGUGUGUAGGAAGGUGAGGUGCCCUGGUGAGGAAACGGGCCUGAAAUCACAAAAUAACCUCAACUUGAAUUUGCCCCUGGGGGGAAUCGAUUGACUUUUGUCACAUUUUGACGCAACAGAUUUGUGGUGUGCCAUUUGUAUCUACAUCUUAUUUGUGUUUUAUUUCCCGCUCAUCUUUUUGUUUCUUCUUACAUUGAUGUUGUUGCUUUGUUGAAUGUAUUAGGGUCCACAUGGAGUAGCCAGAAGUUAUAAAUUUACCAUGGAACAAGAUAAAUAAAAGAAAAUUGUUUAUGAUUUUAUUACGGUCAACUUCACUGUAAAUAAGUAAAAACGUGGCUGAGAUUAAACGAUUUGCACUUUU
Molecule: messenger RNA, 3740 nt
Organism: Betta splendens (Siamese fighting fish)
Lineage: Eukaryota; Metazoa; Chordata; Actinopteri; Anabantiformes; Osphronemidae
Gene: lrp10
Product: low density lipoprotein receptor-related protein 10
Exons: 10
Coding region: 162-2465 (767 amino acids)
Cellular component (GO): plasma membrane
Molecular function (GO): protein binding
Source: RefSeq, a predicted model, not a curated record